AUGAUCUACUCCCUAGUCUCCGCGACGCUUCUGCUGCUCCUACUACCGUAUUCGGUUGCUACCGUAUCCCGCGCCGAGCGGCUUACCGCAGACCCGAAUCCGGUGUGGGGCCCCGAGUCGGAGGCCAACGACCGGAAAGCCGAUUUCCGGCGAGCUGUCCUGUUGCACACGGCUGGCGGAGACUGGGCGAUGGGCGAGAAUGCUUGGUUCAUCACCCUCACCUACGGCCACAAAAUUGUCGAAGCCAUUGUCGAAAUUACCAUUGGAGCCCGAGGAGUUAUGGGAAGCCCGUAUGCGCCACACCGCGGGAUUCUGACCGUUGAGGAUGGAGAACAAAACACUCUCUGCACGGUCCCGUAUGACCUGGACGGCGAGGGAAACGCUUAUUUUACGUGCCGACUGCCGGAACCAGAAAGGCUCGUGCUCGACGAGAAAAUGUUCCCCAUCGUGGCUCUGGUGCCGAUCGACUCGACCAACAAGAUUUUGGGCAUUCAGGAGGCCAUGCUCCACAUCAGGACGAGACCGAUCGGGAUUCCUUGCCAGCAGGCCUGCGGCCCGGUCCCGCUCUCCAUUAAGCCGCCCGGCCUCAACUCGCCCGCCCAGCUGAACAUUGGCAUGUGUAUGUUCGCGGAUUUGAGUAUGUACGAAAACCAAGAAAACGAGCGCCCACACUGCGUCCCGGCGUCGUGGAAGGACACGAAAGUUUCGUAUACGGUGUUGGAUGAGGAGAGAGCGAACAUUCUCCCGCACGCCGUCAUCGACAAGUGCGAGUGCAGGAUCUAC
Mesorhabditis spiculigera is the source of this 783-nucleotide messenger RNA. NCBI's taxonomy places the organism in Eukaryota, Metazoa, Nematoda, Chromadorea, Rhabditida, Rhabditidae. The record is from the annotation of a GenBank genome assembly.